This is a messenger RNA of Nematocida major, 2298 nucleotides long. RefSeq lists its product as uncharacterized. The transcript has a single exon. The coding region runs from base 1 to 2298 and encodes 765 amino acids. The record is from RefSeq and is a predicted model, not a curated record. Lineage: Eukaryota; Fungi; Microsporidia.
AUGGCGCAAGCAGACCAAGCGUAUUUAGAAAAAGUCAAAAGCGUUCUGAGCAACCCAUUUUCUGUUAGAAUGAAAGAGUCCACAUACGAAAUAAUACGCGCGCUGGCGCAGAAGCAGGGCGGCUUCUAUCCCACAGGCGACCUGCACAAAGUGAUAGGCCUCAUUCGGGCGCGCGCAGACAGGGGCACCAUAUGUAUAGGUGCGGAGGGCUCCGCCGAAGUCGCGCUGGUCAGCAUGCAGGCCUGCGAGAUCAGAGAAGCGUCGCACGAAAGGACAGUGCACAUUGCAGGCAUGGAUGUGAACCUCGCGCUGGGCCUGAAGAGCAUAGCAUACAGCAUAAAGAAGGGAAGCAGCCUGCCAGCCCAGGUGCACGGGGAAGUGCAGGGGAUAGACAGCUCGUCGUACAUAGUGAAAAUGUGCGUGCUGAGCCUGGCAAAGGCUGUGGCGCAGACAAAGCAGGAGCACAGCGCGGAGUACUACAACAGAGCGGUCGCGAUGAUUGGAGACUCAAACAGCGCUGUGAAAAUAAAGGCGAUCAACUGCGCGCUCAAAACAGGAAAUGCCGGGAGCCUGAUCAAAAACACGCUUGCAGCGCUGAAGGAGGACAGCAAAAAGGUGAUGCCAAACCCGGUGUGGUCCCCCGGCAUGCUUGCUCUUGUGGGCAUACACAUAUAUAGAACACACGACAGAAAGGCGGAAAAGCGCGCGCUGAAGAUCGUGAAAAGCUAUCUUGUGAAGCUGUCAAACGAAAAAGUGCUGAACGGGCUGUUCGUGGUUCUGUGGGGGAUGGGGCAGUCUGGGUCCACUCGGCAGCUUCCGUUUUUGAUUAUCCUGUCGCUGUUUGCGCGCACUGCAGACGCACGAAAGUCGGCAGUUGGGCUGCUUGUGGAGUACUUCGGGCACCACCCAAACGAGCGCGCGCUGGAGAUAAUUGACAGUCUAAAAAGCCCCUCUCCAAAAAUAAAAAAGAUCCUCCGGUUUGGGAGAGUCAGCAGGAAGCUGCUGUCGGAGUAUGCGGACGUGCUGAUCUCCGAGGGCGCGCCCCUUCUGGUCAAGCAGGGCGCCCAGCUGAAAGUAUACGCAGGAGAGGCAAGCUACCAAUGGGACGCUGCAGACACAUUCAGCAAGGUGGCUGCGCUCAGAAUAUUCCUGCAUUUCAGAAACACGCGCAAGCUUGAGGAGACGCUGCUCUGCAUUGAGCCCAAGGCCCUGUCCUCGCUUGUGCAGAUAGACCUGGAGCUUCUUCGGCUUGCGCUUAAGGCCGUGCAAAGGGUGGGCCUGCGCCUGCCGGUUGCAAAGGCGCUGCUCCUGCACUGCAUGCGCAAAAACCUCUUUGCGCUGCACGUCCUAAGAAUUGUGCAGAAAAACAAAAGCACGCCCGAGCUGUCUGCCAUGGGGAUAGAGAGAGCGCCCAAAACCCCAACGACUGUUCUGUCUUUGGUUGUGGCGCGCAGCCCCCUUCUGCAGAAUAUAUCCCAAACGGGCAUGGAAUGCCCGCGGGCCUCUGUGUGCAAGUCGUCCCCUGCGUACGCAGCCUGCAUGUAUCUGCUUGCCCAGAAAAAAACAGUGUCUGCCAAGGCCGUGAAAGCCAUCUUGUUUCAGCUGCUGGAGUGCUACACUGUAGACCCCUCUCUGGGAGACAUAGGGGCGCACUCCAGGCUUGACGCGCUCUACCUCCUGGUGCGCGAGUAUGCGGAGGGCAGGGCGCUGCUUUUAAAUCUGACCGGGGGCGUGCUUCGGGAGGCUCCUAUGUCGGUGACUAUUUCGAAGUUUGCGCCAAGGAGCCUAAAAAUGCACAUGAGCAGGCGCGAAAAGCGCCUCUUGGUUGGGUAUGUUCUCAAGCUGGCAGUUGACAAGUCCAAAAGAAUCGGGAUGCUUAUCUACUCGUGCAUACUCCCUGCGCUGAAGAGGCCUCCGCGGAUUCUUUCCUUCAUGCUCGAGAAGUACCACGCGGCUCUGGCGCGGCUGCCUGUUGAGGACGCAAUGCUGGAGGCUGGCGUGGCCUCGCUGAAAGCUCUUUUAAAAAAUCUGAAAAGAGCACGAAGGCGUGCCUCGCAAGGCCAUGCAAAGCCCGCAAAAGUGCGGGAAACAAUCAAAAUGAUGGUGGGUGGCAUUAUGAAUUCACUUGUCUCCUCCGACGGGCGGCUUUAUGCAAAAAUAGCGAGCAAAAUCCGGCAAACAUUCGAGACAAAAGUUGUGCAGAAAAUAGCGCAUGAGCAUGCCGAACGAAUCGCCAGAGAUGGAACGCAAAGUGCCCGAAGAAUUAUCAAAGAGCUGAAAGCGCAGAUGCUGAUUUAG